GUAGACCCGUUGCCUUAAAGAGUAUCAAUGACUCAAAAGAUAUGUCGUCUGAGUAUAUUAAUGAGCUUAAAAUACACCAUCGCUGUAUAUCUGCGACUCCUCCUCUCGAUGGCGGAGUUAGAUAUGAUCACGGAUUUCUUCGUUUUUUUGGUAUCACUCAAAAUCCAGAAACAAAUGAUUACAUCAUGAUUACUGAACUAGCUCCAUAUAAAGACAUUCGUAACUUACUACGUCAAAAUUUUACUUACCUAAGUUGGAGUGAUAAAUUAUAUUGGCUUCGUAAUAUCGCCGGUAAUCUUGUAACAAUUCAUAAUGCUGGUUACACUCAUCGUAAUUUACAUCCUGGUAAUAUUCUAAUGGGUCAAAUUAAAGAUGGCUUAACGGUGGCAAAACUCGCUCACUUAGGAUUGUCACAUCCAGAAAUCUUGGAUGACACUUUUAAUGCGGCUGAUAAGAUAAUACCGAGUAUAGAUAUCUCUUUCACUGCACAUCCUGAUGCGUGGUAUAAGAGUAGAUUACUUAAUUUUGAAGGUGUUUUCGUUGAGGGUUGA
Molecule: messenger RNA, 551 nt
Organism: Dentiscutata heterogama
Lineage: Eukaryota; Fungi; Glomeromycota; Glomeromycetes; Diversisporales; Gigasporaceae
Source: the annotation of a GenBank genome assembly